Messenger RNA from Hevea brasiliensis (rubber tree), 2595 nucleotides. RefSeq lists its product as uncharacterized. The record is from RefSeq and is a predicted model, not a curated record. Lineage: Eukaryota; Viridiplantae; Streptophyta; Magnoliopsida; Malpighiales; Euphorbiaceae. The coding region runs from base 472 to 2256 and encodes 594 amino acids. The transcript has 7 exons.
ACGUGCACAGGGGGAAAUGGCUUGUAAGAAGCUACGGCCUAUAGUAUAUAGGCUAUGCAUUACAAGAUGAGAAUAUAAAAGGCCCUACGGCCCAAACCAAAAUCCCUCCACCACCUAUUUUGAAUUUGAAAAACUCUAUCCUUUCAAAAUUCAAUCCAUAAUUAACUCGUUUUCUAUUCCAAUAUUCUAAUUGCUAAGCGCGCUCUUUCAUACUCCAAUUCAAAUUAAUAAACAUUUCAAUUACGGAUCUGCUAUUCCCUUUUCUAAACCAUAUUAUCCAUUCCAUUCUACUUUCAUUCACUCCCUUGUCAACAAAGUUUCUGUCUUGGUUAUUAUUUAUUUAUUUAUUAUUAUUUUUUUGUUAGUUUUCGUUCAUGGGUUACUGCAAACCCUCUUCAAUUUAAAGUUUUUUUAAUACUUUUUGAAUUUUGUGCCAAUAAAGUAUUGGACUUGAACUGGGUUUCCAAGAUAAUGAAGAAUCAAAGUGAUUUACGGUUGCUCGGAUCUGAUUCUACGGUGAUUGGAGAGAAGCGAAGUAGUAGCAGAUUGGGAGAGAAACAAGAAAGUGCUCAUAAGCGGAUUAAAAUGAGAAAUCUUGAUUCCGUGUUGAGGUCUGAAGAAACCAGCACCCAUCAUUUGAAAAAUAUAGAAGCUAGUGACCAAUUUCAGUUUCGUGUAGAAAUUUCUCAAGUUACCAGUUUGCCUGUAACCUUGGAUCCGGAUGCUACGCAAGUAGAAAGACGUGGGAGGACUUCAUUAUCAGUCGAGGUCAAUUCUUCCCCUAGACCACUGGAUCUCAAUGGUGAAGCUUGUGUUGCUAAUAAUUCAGCAAGCAAUGAAAGUCCAGAAAACACUGAGACAUGUAAGAAAGUCUCCUUGCUUAAACAGCAUGAUAGAGAACAUGAAAGUAAAUAUGCAACCUCUGCAGGGAUUGGAUUGGAUCUCAAUGCAGAAGAUGUUACUAGCUCCAUGAAGCAGGAAUCAUUUCAUAAUUCCAAAAAUCACGAUCACUUGAAAUCAAAAAGGGAUGCUUCUGAGUGUGGGAGUACUACUAGUCCAGUUGAGGAGAAAGAUCCAUUGAGAGUUUGGAAGGAGAUGAAGCAAAAUGGUUUUCUCUCAUCUUCUCAUGGAGGCAUUUCGAUUCAAAGUGGUUUAACCUCAUCUUCACAUGGAGGAAUACCAAUGCCGAAGCAACGUGGGAGGAAAAGCAAGAAUGAUCUUCUCAAGAAAAAGAUGGAGCUUGCAAAGAAAGAACAAGUUGAUAGGUUCACGAAAAUUGCUGCUCCAAGUGGACUGUUAAAUGGAUUGAACCCUGGGAUUAUAAACCAUGUGAGGAACAAAAAACAGGUCCAUUCCAUAAUAGAGGCCUUAGUGAGGUCUGAAAAACUUGAAAAUGGUUGUGUUGAAGCCAAGCAUGAAAGGCAUCUAAAGACUCAAACUAAAGAAACCAGCAAUGUUAGUGAUUCCGUUAUACGUCUACUCAGUUUUUCUCAAGGAAAUGGGGAUUCAGCUAUUUUAUGUGGUAACAAACAAAUAGGAGGACACCAUAUAUUAACUGGAGAGUGUGACUCCAGCAUGGUAGAUAGGAUAUGUGGUAGAAAUUCUGUCUCAAAUUCCACUGCUGUCAUUGAGGAUGAUACAUUAGCACUUAAGUUAUCAACAUCAAGCAAGGUAUCUGAGGAAUCUAGAACUUUUUCUAAUGAGGAAUCGACAAAUGUCAUAAGCAUUUCUUCUCUUUCAGUAAGAGCUGCUAGCGUUGCUUCUCAAUGGCUAGAGCUUCUUCAUCAAGACAUUAAAGGGCGCCUCUCAGCAUUGCGACGCAGUAAGAAAAGAGUCCGAGCUGUAAUUACUACAGAGUUACCUUUUUUAAUAUCAAAAGAAUUCCCAUCUAAUGAAGAGAAUGAUCCUUUUAUGAUGAAAACUUCAUCCGAUGGACUGUCCGAUAAUGCAAUAUCUGCCAUGCAUCAAGCAAGAUGGAGCACAUUGUUUGAUCAGAUGGAUAAAGCGCUUUCUGAAGAAGAGAAACAACUUGAAAGUUGGUUGAUCCAGGUAAAAGAAAUGCAACUGCACUGUGAUGAGGGGCUGCAAAAUUUUCAUUGGAACUCCAUUUUUGGUUUCCAACAGCAGGAAACAUCAGAAAAUUACCAAAGGAAAGUUGACAGCUCUGAGAGAGAAAUAGCAGUUAGAGCAGCUGCAGCCUCUAUCUAUUCGACCUGCAGUUUUCUGAUGUCAAAGGAGAACGUAUCCUGUUUCUGAUCUCGUUAACAAAUACCUUUCCCCCCCCCUCCUCCCCCCCCCUUUCAACCUAUCUUAUUGUGGUGACUUGCCUAAUACUGAACCUUGAAAUGUCCAUGUGCAUUUAGCAAACUACUGAUUAGGCGUUCAAAUUUGCAAGGCUAAGCAGCUUAUCAAGUCUGCAACAUUAGGAGAGGAACGCUUUUGACCUUUUCUCUUGUUUUAAAUUUAUCUGCCAGCAGUAUCAGAGCAGUGGUAGAAUAAUAAAAUCCUUCAUGUAAUUCUUUUCUUGGUUUUUAUCUGAGUGUAGAAUGAUUUAGAAUUUUUAACCGUUAUUCAUGAUAAUCUUACUUCUUUCAA